AUGUUUAGAUCUUCAUUACCAACUAUGUUUAAUCGUUCAGCAAUUGCAUCAACAAGAUCAAUUCGUUUCUUAUCCAACAGCAAUAAACCCACAGUGUCAGCUACCAAUUUCUUUAUUCCAAGAUUGCAAACAUCAACAACUAGAUCAAAUGCCAUCUUAGCCGCUGUAAAACAACAACGCAACAGCUACAACAGUUCCAAAUCCAAUUCGUCAAAUAUUUUUAAAUUAUUUUUUGCUAGUGCUGGUGCUUCAUUUCUACUCACUACAUCAUUUGCUAAAUCAAUUUACAAUGAUGUUGCCGUUGCCACUCCAAGACAACAAGUUGCAUCAAACGUGUCUGUCCAACCAGUCACCAAAACCCCAACAAAGACCAGAUUUGGUGAUUAUUUAAACUAUGAAGAAUUGACUAUUGGAUCAGUUACUGGGUUGUUUUUGGGAAUCAUUUUGGGUAAAUUAUCUCAAGUAUUUGUAUUUAUUUCGUUAAGUUCUUUCUUACUUGUUGAAUUUUUACAAAGUAGAAACAUUAUCAAUGUUCCAUGGAAUUAUAUCUUGACUGUUGGUAAGCAAAAGAUUAAUUUAAAACAAUUGGUUUUCGAAAAACCAAGUUUCAAGAUUUCAUUUGUAUUGAGUUUGAUUAUUGCUGCUUAUAAUGUAUAG
Messenger RNA from Lodderomyces orthopsilosis Co 90-125, 657 nucleotides. RefSeq lists its product as uncharacterized. The record is from RefSeq and is a predicted model, not a curated record. Gene Ontology annotation, biological process: autophagy of mitochondrion. Lineage: Eukaryota; Fungi; Ascomycota; Pichiomycetes; Serinales; Debaryomycetaceae. The transcript has a single exon. The coding region runs from base 1 to 657 and encodes 218 amino acids. Gene Ontology annotation, cellular component: mitochondrial outer membrane.